CCAAUAAGCUAAAAAGAAAAAAGAGUUAAUUAGAGAAGAGACACUUGAAGUAGCUAUUUAUUUGAGUAUAUAGUUGAAAGCUUAUUGCAAAUUAGAAAUUAGAUGGAAGUUGUUGAAGAUGAUUUGUUCUUUGCAGACUUGAGUCAAAGGAUCUCCCUGUUGAUCAUGGAUGAUGAUGAAGACCCUACUCUUCACUUGCCUCCUGUUUCUUUCCAGGCUCUCUCUCAAGCAAUCCAUCCAAUCCAUAACCAUCAACCAAGUUUUCAUGAUCAAAACGCUAGAAGAGAAAUCAAAGGAACCGGAGUAUUCAUCCCACGAUCUUCGACUAAUCCAAGAAGGAGUAAGCAAUCAAGAUCAAAGUCCUCAAACACAAGAGUUCAAACUCAAAGGCAUAUUGAUACUUCAAGUGGACAUUUUUCUCAUGAAACUUACUACAAUCACAAUACAACUAACCCUUCUUACAAUUCUUUAAAUCAUAAAAAAUGCUAUUAAUUAACAUCAAUCAAUUAGCUAUAUAGUACAAUAAAUUUCUAUACAAGUGGAUGUACAUGCAACAUCAAUUCAUCAUCUAAUGUGUAAGUGUGUAUUUAAUUAAUAUUUGUUACAUCUAUUUUUAUGGAAAGAUAAGUGAUUUUUCUUCUAGCUCUUGAAACCCAUGAGCCUCAUCGUGCACUAUAUAUUGAUGGUGCAUUAGAAGUAGAAGAACUUCGCUCCCGUACGUGUCAAUAGAAUUUUGUCAACAAUAAUUGAUUUUAAGUAAUCUUGUAACCCCGUAAUAUUGUAACCCCGUGAUUAUUAUUAUAUAUAUAUAUAUAGUGUUGAUUGAAUAAAA
Messenger RNA from Erigeron canadensis, 832 nucleotides. RefSeq lists its product as uncharacterized. The record is from RefSeq and is a predicted model, not a curated record. The transcript is spliced from 2 exons. Lineage: Eukaryota; Viridiplantae; Streptophyta; Magnoliopsida; Asterales; Asteraceae. The coding region runs from base 103 to 492 and encodes 129 amino acids.